AUGGGUAGCAAACAGGAAGAAGGAAUAGAAUUAGCACAUAAGCAGGAUGGACCAACGCAGGCUUGUGAGAAUCUCUCGCGACAUUGGACCCAUUGGGACGAAGAGACGUUGGGCGCCCAAAGAAACGAUGGAGCGACAGCCUCACGCAGCAAUUGCGUAGGGGAUUCGCCUAAAUUCAAGAAUGAAAAAGAAGAAGUACAAGACAAUGUUCCUGUGGACAUAUCCGAAGACAUUGUGGGCUUCACCGGUCUGGCUAAUUCAAUGUUCCUGUGCAUUAUGUUCGAAUUGAACGUUAAAGAAUGGUCGCGCGUCUUCUUCCACAUCACUGACACAUCAAAGUUUGGAAUGCCCCCCAAGAUGUCCCAGGUUAUUGAUAAAUGCAAUCGAUUCUCGUGGAUCUACUUCCUCUAUUGCUGUACCGGGAUUAUCAUCUACGGAAUCAUCAAUAUUGUCGAUCCAGGUUCACAACAAGAAAUUUCGUUAAGUCUUUGUCUUGCAGUGGGUUACAAUAUUCAUCGCGCAUGCCUCAACUCUAAAGUCUUUUGUUCAGUUUCCUAUGUUCCUCCAUCAGCCACGUUGACCUACAUCAUAUGGGAGGCUGGGGAGUUGAUAAUCGCCAAAAUUCACCAUCUCAAGCAGCUCUUUGAGAGCGCUUUGGACAACGAUAAACUUGAGAUUAGAAGGGCCAGGCUACGGUUUUGCAUUCAGUAUCAUCAGGAUAUUAUCAGCACUAUAGAAGAACUGAACGGAGCUGCGAGGAAGGUGUGCGGUCAACUGUCCUUUGUCGCCUCAAUUGUCUUCAGUUGCAUUGGGACUCAAAUGCUUAAAGAAUACUCCAUCCAUCCGAUGCUCCAUUUAAUAGGUUAUGCGAUGGCAGUGUUUUUAGUGUGCCAAAAUGGGCAAAAGAUCCGAGACCAAACUUACGAUAUUCAGGACGCUGUCUACAAAGCCAGAUGGUACGACAAUAUCACGUCAACUACCAAAGACUCGCAGCUUAUUAUGUUGCGAUGCCAAAAGCCACUUUGCAUGGAUGCCAUUCCUUUUGGAAUCUUCAAUUUCAGCCUUCUGCUAGUGAUUAUUAAAACAUCGUAUUCCUACCUUACUCUGAUCAAUAAGACAUCCUAGAUUGAUAGGAGUGCAGCAAAUUCGCUUGAUAGUAAAAGCUGCUCCUAAUACCUGUUCAGAAUAGCUCACAAUGUGACUUGAGGAACAAGCUGACUAGGGAAAGCACAGUUUUCAGUAAAUAUAUGCACCGAACUUGAGCAGCAACCUUUCUACAUCCAUUAUCAACUCAGUUAUUUGCAACUUAAUAGAACCAGCACAGUACUUUGUUAUAUUUUCUCUUAAUAAAUUUAAGUUAUGACUA
Messenger RNA from Dendroctonus ponderosae (mountain pine beetle), 1366 nucleotides. RefSeq lists its product as uncharacterized. Gene Ontology annotation, cellular component: plasma membrane. The coding region runs from base 1 to 1125 and encodes 374 amino acids. Gene Ontology annotation, molecular function: olfactory receptor activity; odorant binding. NCBI's taxonomy places the organism in Eukaryota, Metazoa, Arthropoda, Insecta, Coleoptera, Curculionidae. Gene Ontology annotation, biological process: sensory perception of smell; detection of chemical stimulus involved in sensory perception of smell. The record is from RefSeq and is a predicted model, not a curated record. The transcript is spliced from 7 exons.